UGCCUGGCGUUGGCACUCCCCACCCCUGCCCGGGCGCUGCCACCCCCCCGGCACAACCGGACCCACUGGCUGAGCCACUCUCGGGAGCUGCUGGCGGCUGCCAACGCCUCCCUCCACCGGCUGAAGGAGCCUGACACCCUGGGCUUUGAAUGUACCCUUGAAGAAAUUGAUCUUGAAGACAUCACCAAGAAUCAACUCAACACCAUCCAAGCUUGCAUAGCUCAGGACCCAGAGGCUGGAAACUGUCUGGGCCUGGAAAGAUCUUCUUUUGAUAUGAGCCAGUGCCUGCAGGGCAUCUAUGAGGAUCUGAAAGCCUACAGGGCAGAGCUGAAGAACCUCAGUGAUCAAAAGCUGCUGGCAACUAUUGAUGAUAUGAUGAGGGCCCUGAAGCCUAGCAGCAGCAUCCCACAGCCAUCAGUGAGUGCAGGGCAGAUGUCCUUCAAGGCGAAGAUGAAGCUCUGCAGCAUCUUCCACACCUUCCAAAUCCGCACGGUCACCAUCAACAGGGUGAUGAACCACCUCAGCUCUCCAGAGAGCACCCUCUGA
This is a messenger RNA of Dryobates pubescens (Downy woodpecker), 546 nucleotides long. It is a transcript of the gene IL12A, whose product is annotated as interleukin 12A. NCBI's taxonomy places the organism in Eukaryota, Metazoa, Chordata, Aves, Piciformes, Picidae. Gene Ontology annotation, biological process: immune response. Gene Ontology annotation, cellular component: extracellular region. The annotation marks the transcript as partial. The record is from RefSeq and is a predicted model, not a curated record. Gene Ontology annotation, molecular function: growth factor activity; interleukin-12 receptor binding. The transcript is spliced from 5 exons.